Messenger RNA from Kwoniella botswanensis, 420 nucleotides. RefSeq lists its product as uncharacterized. Lineage: Eukaryota; Fungi; Basidiomycota; Tremellomycetes; Tremellales; Cryptococcaceae. Bases 1 to 420 code for a protein of 139 amino acids. The record is from RefSeq and is a predicted model, not a curated record. The transcript is spliced from 4 exons.
AUGACUUUAGGGCAAUCCAACACCGAAGCUGCCAAGCAGAACCUGACUCCCGAUUUCUUCAAGUCUGAUGCAGACAAGGCUAAAGAGAAUGUCGAAAGUGGUGUAGGAGAUUUGACUGGUAAUGCCCACGGACACGAUGCAGGUCGACAAGGAACUUCCGACUCUUUGUCCAACGCAUUGACACCUUCUGGUGAGCAAAGUUUGGGUGAACAAGCUCAACAACAAUUAGACAAAGGCGCAUCCCACGUCCAACCAAACGAAACUAAAUCAACCACUCAACAAGCUAGAGAUUUCGUUACUCCAGGAAACGACUCUUCAGGAGCAGGAGGGAUCUUAAAUCAAGUUGGAGAAAGUAUUUCCAACGCAGCGGCUGGCGUUAAAAAUGCCGUUGCGGGUGGUAAUUCCGAGACCACUCAUUAG